Eimeria maxima is the source of this 3018-nucleotide messenger RNA. RefSeq lists its product as hypothetical. The transcript has 4 exons. The record is from RefSeq and is a predicted model, not a curated record. Bases 1 to 3018 code for a protein of 1005 amino acids. Lineage: Eukaryota; Apicomplexa; Conoidasida; Eucoccidiorida; Eimeriidae.
AUGGACGGUCCCCGGAGGAGCAGGAACUGCAGCAGCACAACGUCAGCUGCAGGAGGAGGGGCAGAUGAAGCAGUAGCAGCGGCAGCAGAUGCAGCGAUAGCAACAGCAACAGCAGCAACAGCAGCAAGAGCAACAGCAGCAGCAGCAGCACCAGCAGCAAGCAGCAGCUCUGAUGAUGACGAGCCAGAGUUGGUGGGUGUUAGUCUAACUGUGGGGUCUGUGCUGCGGCCCAAUACACCACAACCCCUUAAAGCCCUUGCUGCUGCUGCUGCUGCUGCUGCUGCUGCUGCUCAGAAACAGCAGCAGCAGCAGCAGCAGCAGCAAACGCAGCAGCAAACGCAACAGAGAAAUGCAGAAGCAUUUACUUCUCCAACAGUCGAGCAAAAAGGAGAGAGUAAAGCAGAUAUUGCAGCAGCAACAGCAACUGCCGCAGCAGCAACGACAGCAGCAACAUCAGCACCAGUCGCAGAAGCAACAGCAGCAACACCAACAAAAACAGCAGCAGCAGCAGCAGCAACAGCAGCAGCACUCGCGGAUGCCUGGUGUUAUUAUCAUUCUCCAAAAAGAAGGAAGGGGGAGCAGCAUCAACAGCAACAGCAGCAGCUAGCGCAGCAACAGCAGCAACUGCAGCAACUGCAGCAGCAGCAACAGCAGCGGAAGGUGCGCGAGUGUUCAGAAGGCCCGGCUAGGCAGGCAGCAAGCCUUAACCCUGUUAAGGAUAUUGCUGCUGCUGCUGCUACUGUUGCAGCUUCUGCUGCUGCUGCUGCUGCUACUGUUGCUGCUUCUGCUGCUGCUGCUGCUGCCUCAGAUGCGAAACCUGCAGCAGCAGAACUACCGGGGCCAGCAGCAGCAGCAGCAGCAGCAGCAGCAGCAGCAGCAACUACUGCUGUUAGACGUACGGUAGCUGCAGCAGCUGCACAGGGCGAGUCAUCAGCAGCAGCAGCAGCACCGCGAACCACGUCCGUAACCACGGCAGCAACAGCAGCAACGGCAGCAACAGCAGCAACGGCAGCAACAGCAGCAACAGAAGCAACAGCAGCAACAGAAGCAACAAGCAGCAGCAGUAAUGAUUUAGCAGAGUUAAUAGUUAGGGAAUUAAAAGAAGUUGCUGCGGUGUAUAGGCAGCAAGGAGACACCUGGCGUGCUGCUGGCUUCCGUCGUGCUGCUGCUGCAGUUGCUGCUGCAUGCAGCAGCAGCAACAACAACAACAGCAACAGCAGCACGUCUACCACACGUACUGCAACGGCGUCAAAGACACGUACAUCUACAGCAUCACCAGCAGCAGCACCUGCUGCUGCUGCUGCUGCUGCUGCUGCUGCUGCUGCUGCUGCUGAACUUAGACAAGGACUAACAAUAGAGAGACUGCCGCUGCUGAAGUUCUUACCAGGGAUUGGUGCUGCAGUUAUGGAGACAAUAAAGGAGAUUGCUGCUAAGGGCAGCAGCAGCAGGACGCUGCUGCUGCAGGAGGAUGCAGCAGCAGCAGCAGCGCAGCAGGAGCUGCAGCUUAUAUUCGGUGUCGGGCCUAAAAUAGCUAAAGUGCUGCAUGCAAAGGGACACACAUUACAGUCCCUCAGGAAGCAGCAGCAGCAACUGCAGCAACUGCAGCAUCGCCUGCAGCAGCUGCAGCAGCUCAAAGCAGCAGCAGCAGCGAGCAGCAACAACAGCACCAGCAGCAGCGCAGCCCAGCCUACAAAACCAGCCAGUCUAGUACCAAGGACAACAGCAGCAGAGACAGCAGCAGCACUAUCAAGAGAAGCAGCAUCUGUUGCUGCUGCUGCAGCAGCAGCAGCAGCAGCAUUCCCUCUACGAGGAGAGCAAGCUGUCUCCUUACGUUUUGCUGGUGGCUUUGCCCUAAAGAUUCCUCGUGACGAAGUUGCUGCUGUUGCUGCAUUCUUAAACAGACUCCUGCUGCACACUCCCUGCAGCAGCAGCAGCAGCAGCAACAGCAGCAGCAGCAGCAAUAGGGGCAACAACGGGACAAGUAGCAAUGAGGGGGUCGACGCAACCUCCUCUUGCCUUUGCUGCAGUUGCUGCGGUGCCCCGUGCAGCAGCUACUUGGACGCCAGCAACAACAGCAACAGCAGCAGCAACAGCAACAACAGCAGCAGCAGCAGCAGCAAGCCUAUAUUCUUACGUGAUCUACUAGAGGGCCUCAUCUUAGAGGAUCUUCAAUACAAAGCUCCAAGGAAGGGAAGCUCGGAUGCAGCAGCAGGAGCAGCAGCUGCUGCUGCUGCUGCUGUUGCUGCUGCUGAUGAUGAUGAAGACGACUCAGGAGGUUCUGAGGAGAGCGAUGAGGACUCAUUCUCUCCCCCCAUGUCCCCGCGAGCAGCAGCAGCAACAGCAGCAGCACCAACAGCACCAACAGCAGCAGGAGCAGCAGCAGCAGCAGCAGAAGCAGCAGCAGCACCUGGUCAUCCCCCUAUAAUACCAUUAAGUAGGAAGCUAAAGGGCCGCACCUCUGCAUACUUUGGCAUAUGUGUUUGGCCUCCUUGGCGCAGCAGCAGCAGCAGGAGCAGCAGCAGCAGCAGCAGCAGCGGCAGGAGAUGCAAUAAUGUUACUGCUUACCGUUGUGCAGCAGCAGUAUCAGGAGCAUCAUCAUCUUCUUAUAGGGGUUCUUAUGAUAGUAGAGGGGGAACACUUGCAGCAGCAGCAGCAGCAGCAGCAGGAACGGCAGCCUACUCCUGCAGGAGCAAGAAGAACAACAGCUGCCUGCUGCUGCAGCAUUUGCUGCAGCAGCAGCAGCAGCAACAGCAACAGCAGCAGCAGCAACAGCAGCAACAAAUAAAGUGGGGGCAGCAGCAGAAGUCACAAAGACCGCAGCAGCAGCUGCUGAGACAAGGGCAGCAGCAACACAUGCAGCAACAGCAGCAUGAGCUGCAGCAACAGCAGCAGGAACAACACCAGCAACACCUGCAUGAACAGCAGCAGCAGCAACAACAACAGCAGCAGCAGCAGCAGCAGCAACAAAUGUGUUUCCCCUUGAGGCCUUGCUCCUCUUGGCCUGCUGCUCCUUCAUGA